This is a messenger RNA of Oncorhynchus kisutch (coho salmon), 3908 nucleotides long. Its product is annotated as protein Wnt-7b. Bases 560 to 1615 code for a protein of 351 amino acids. Gene Ontology annotation, biological process: multicellular organism development; canonical Wnt signaling pathway; positive regulation of JNK cascade. Lineage: Eukaryota; Metazoa; Chordata; Actinopteri; Salmoniformes; Salmonidae. Gene Ontology annotation, cellular component: extracellular region. The transcript has 4 exons. Gene Ontology annotation, molecular function: cytokine activity; frizzled binding. The record is from RefSeq and is a predicted model, not a curated record.
CCAUCCCCUGCAUAUCCAUACCAGUUCAAAGGAGGAGGCGUGGAUAGAACUGUUGUUACCUGUAUUAGAGUACCUGCAGCUACAUGGAAAGAAUUUAAGAUGUCGUCAAGGGAGAGGAACUGCAACCGAUGUGUCACGGCUUCAAUACAGACGAGAUUCUAUUGAAAAAGAGGACAUUGCACCGGGUGUAAAUGUACCUGGCGCUAGCAAGAACAAGUGAGAAUACAUAACUUGCCCUACUUUGAUACAAAGGACGAAAUAUAAGAACGCUUCACUCGAGAACUCAUCUUUCUCCUCGACCCCUCUCUCUCACUCUCAUAAGUGUUUCGUUUUUUAACACGCACGUUUUGGAUCAACAUCACUCUGCGACUCUCACCUGUGACGCGUUGACAAUGGAUUUCAGACGGCUAAAUAUUUCAAAGGUGUUUAGAUUUUACAUUUUGGAAAACAGAAGUUACAGGCCUAUCUGCAUCUGGAAAGGUUAGGUAUUGUAGUGUUGCCAAUGUGAACGUAAGCGUGACCAUUUCAUUCUAGUGAAUGGCCAGUCCCAGAAGCGGUUAUGAUCAUGCACAGACCCCUCCGAAGGUGGAGUUUUUACGUCUUCUUGUGUUUUGGCAUCAUCUACUUAAGGCUUGGGGCCCUGUCUUCCGUGGUGGCAUUGGGUGCCAACAUCAUCUGCAACAAGAUCCCUGGGCUGGCCCCUCGCCAGAGGGCCAUCUGCCAGAGCCGCCCGGAUGCCAUCAUCGUGGUGGGGGAGGGCGCCCAGCUGGGCAUCAAUGAGUGUCAGUACCAGUUCCGCUAUGGCCGCUGGAAUUGCUCCGCCCUGGGGGAGAGGACUGUCUUUGGACAGGAGCUGCGAGUAGGUAGCCGGGAAGCUGCGUUCACGUACGCCAUCACGGCCGCCGGCGUAGCCCAUGCCAUCACGGCGGCGUGUAGCCAGGGAAACCUGAGCCAGUGUGGCUGUGACCGGGAGAAGCAGGGUUACUAUAACCAGGAAGAGGGCUGGAAGUGGGGAGGCUGCUCGGCAGACAUCAAGUACGGCGUGGAGUUCUCCAGGAGGUUCGUGGACGCCCGCGAGAUCAAGAAGACCACGCGCCGGCUGAUGAACCUCCACAACAAUGAGGCAGGGAGAAAGGUCCUGGAGGAGCGGAUGAAGUUGGAGUGUAAGUGUCAUGGUGUGUCAGGCUCCUGCACCACCAAAACCUGCUGGACGACCCUGCCCAAGUUCCGAGAGAUCGGCUAUGUCCUGAAAGACAAGUACAACCAGGCGGUCCACGUGGAAGUGGUCCGGGCCAGCCGACUACGCCAGCCCACCUUCCUCAAGGUGAAGAAGACCCAGGGCUACCGCAAGCCCAUGGAGACCGACCUCGUCUACAUCGAGAGGUCGCCCAACUACUGCGAGGAGGACGCAGCCACGGGGAGCGUUGGCACCCAGGGGAGGCUGUGUAACCGCACCUCGCCCCACACAGACGGCUGCGACCUCAUGUGCUGUGGCCGGGGCUACAACACGCACCAGUACACCAAAGUGUGGCAGUGCAACUGUAAGUUCCAGUGGUGCUGCUUCGUCAAGUGCAACACAUGCAGCGAGAGGACGGAGGUGUUUACCUGCAAAUAAAGGGGCAUGACAUAAUGGACCUACAGUACGGUACUAUGAUUGGGAGGGGUGUGGCAGGACUACCUGGAUGACAAGGAAGACCCCAGAUAAAAGAUAAAAGGACAUGUCUUGGAACAGGAAUAGUGAGAGAUUUAAAAAUAAAAAGGAAUGGAAUGUUCAAUAUCAGCUCUUCAUGGCAUCGUUUUGCACAGCAGAAUCUAUAUGAGCUUUUUAAAAGAAAAGUGAGGGCUAAAUAUCAAUAGAUAAUAAUACUAAAAUCUUUGACUGACUGAGACAGAAUAAUGUGUGAUCAUGUACUGAUGUAAAAGUUAUGACUACAGGAAGCAAAUGGUGCCUGGAUGGGAACUGUGCAUUGCACUCUGGGAUUUGUAGUUAUUUUUUUCACAAAAUGGCUUCUUCAUGGAACAGAAAGACAGAGACAGACUCUGGAGAUGUGGUAGAAAAUGACAGUAACUGUUGAGGGAUGAGACUGGCAUGAGACUCUAAAAGUCUUUUAGUGAGAACUUUGAGUUUUACUUUCUUUUUCCACAGAGGGAGAGGGCAGAGGUGAAUAUUUGAGCCCCCAAACUGGAGGUGUUUUCUUUUUGGAGCUGUGUAGACAUGAAGAACGCUGUGUAAGUGUGGUGCCUUGGGGCGCAUUGAAAGUGGAGAAGUCUCUAUAGUAAGCCCUCUGCUGCCAACUGGAAUACGGUGGAGUAUGUUAGUUUUCCAGUCACACUGGAACUGUCUGUUUGAACACUGAAAAUAAAUUGUUUAUUUAUGUUAUAGUAUCUUAAAACAAAGCACUAACGGGUAGAAAUGUCUUUUUUUGUACUAAGUGUAAAAAUUACUUUUUAGAAAACUUUGACUGAAGAUAAUGCGUGUCUUUUAGAAUAUGGCCCUAUCCCACUAUCCCACUAUCAAUCCCCCUUUUUCUAAAAUGGUUUCAUUGCUACUGGUGUGUUGACUACAUAAAACAUCAACAAUACAGGGUAUUUCACAUCACAAUCAAUCACAUUGGUUCUAUUUUGCUGUAGCAUAGCUUUUGUUUGCAGUCAUUUAUGCAGCAGACGUUAGGCCUACAUCCUGUCUGGGUUAUUUAGCAUAGACAGUAGCAAGAGAACUCAUCUCUUAACCGCAAAGAUCCUUCCUCAAUUAUUUAAACAUGAUAUUGCUGGAUGUAUUGUAGAGUGGUGCACUGAUAUUAUUUUCUAUUCAGAAACAACCAAAAUGAAAAAGAAAUAAUCUCCCAUUUGACUGCUUUUUGAAAUUUAUUGCAAAGAAAAACAAGACUGAGAAUCAAAGAAAAACAAGACUGAUAGUCAGUGAGUGAAGUCUGCUGGUCGUGAGAGGAAAUGUUAGGUUUUAGCCAACAGUUUCGGUAAUUCACUGCUUCCAAAGCUGUGUUGGCAUUCUCAUCUGUAUUCAUUGGUUGUGGUUAAACUAUACCAAGUGUCAGGCUAUGUAGAGUUCCAUUGACGUAAACCAUCAGUAUACAUCACUGAUCAAAAGCAGUCAUUAUUUUCAGCAUCUUUUCAUCAUGCUUAAAGCUAGAAUAUUUAGUUGCAACAUCCAUUUUUGGACUUAUAAACUAAUGGUAUAUACCCAUUGAUUUUUGAAGAAUAUAACUUGUAAAUGCCUCAUGAGCUUAGUUCAACUGUCUCAUCCUAUCAGAAUCCCAAAUAUAAGCCUGUUUUACUCCAAUGUCUGUAAACAACGUAAACAAACACUGUAUAGCCUUAAAACAUGAUUGAAACUAUAAUUGGUCAGAUGGUCAGUCAUUGCAUCCAUAGCUCUGUCUAUGAAUUUGAGAGUGGUUACAUUUCUCCAGGCCCAUCCCUCAACUUUUUCACUAAAAGGAGGCGGGUGACCACUUUGGUAUAGUUUCAACAGUGGAUUUUAGCUUUAACCUUCAUAUGUUGAUAAGAGAAUAUUUGCUUUCUGCUUAUUUAAGAUUAUGAUGACCCAAGGUUUACCUGUCAGAUGGGCCAGUUUCUUUCUUGGCUAAUUUAUAUGCGUUCUAAUUUUGAUUAAAACCACCGCAGGCAUGUUGCUAUUUCUAGAUACAGUAUGAACUCAGCAACAAGGGGACAAAAGCGUGAAAAUGAUCCAAACCAUCUCUCAAACAGUUUCUCAUAAUAUUACUAAUACACAUUUAGCGACACCAAAACAAACAAUAUGAAAAACUCAUCCUGAAUCAGUUAUUUCAAACCUCUUUGGCAGAAAACCAUACAGUUGAAGUCGGAAGUUAACAUACGCUUAGGUUGGAGUCAUUAAAACUCAUUUUUCAAACACCUCGCGCAUUUCUUGUUAA